AUGCCGGGGCUCCUGAUACAGAAAUCCAGUACUGAGGAAGCCCAGGAUAAUUCCGAGGAAACCCCGGAUAAUCCCGAGGAAGCCCAGGAUAAUCCCGAGGAAACCCAGGAUAGUACCGAGGAAACCCAGGAUAGUACCAAGGAAACCCAGGAUAAUACUGAGGAAACCCAGGAAAAUCCAGAGGAAACCCAGGAUAAUACCGAGGAAACUAAGAACUUACUGGAAAAACUCAUUUCUGGAAUUUUUCAAGUAGUGUACAGACUUACAGGGGUGAAAAUCAGUGAUCUUCACAUCCUGGAUCUCACAUUAGAAGCGACUUCUGACAGCAGUGCUGAAGUGAAAAUCCCCAUCACUGCUCAUAUCAAUGUGAAACUGCCUGUGUUGGGUGAGAUUGUCGACUUGGGCCUCAACUUGGUCCUCCAGUUUAGUGUCAGCGUUGAAACCGAUGAAGCGACUGGUGUCUCCCAGGUGGUCGUGGCAGAAUGCAAGAAUGAUCAACACAGCAUCGAACUCACCGUGCUGGGCAGCCACAUUGGAGUGCUCCGUCAGGUUGUGAACUUCGCAGUCAACCUUGCAAAUGAAGUGUUGUCCCUCGUAACACAAUCUGAGGCUGGCCUGAGGAGAAGGUGA
Messenger RNA from Odocoileus virginianus texanus, 630 nucleotides. The record is from RefSeq and is a predicted model, not a curated record. NCBI's taxonomy places the organism in Eukaryota, Metazoa, Chordata, Mammalia, Artiodactyla, Cervidae.